Dissoconium aciculare CBS 342.82 is the source of this 1933-nucleotide messenger RNA. RefSeq names its product cystathionine beta-lyase. NCBI's taxonomy places the organism in Eukaryota, Fungi, Ascomycota, Dothideomycetes, Mycosphaerellales, Dissoconiaceae. Gene Ontology annotation, biological process: transsulfuration. The transcript has 5 exons. The coding region runs from base 186 to 1886 and encodes 566 amino acids. The record is from RefSeq and is a predicted model, not a curated record. Gene Ontology annotation, molecular function: pyridoxal phosphate binding; cystathionine gamma-synthase activity.
UGAGACAUUGGGUGACUGUCUCCACAUCAAUAACAACGCUGAGACCUUCUAGACCUCAGUAAUCGGUCGGGCCUCAGGCCUCAAUUCAGAAGGAUACACAAGCGCACAAUGCAUCGAUGAAUUGCAGCUGCAAUCCCCACUGAUGUAAGGUCGACUUCGCCGGUUUUCGACCACAUUUUCAAAGAAUGAAGCCGUCCGAGUCACAACAAGGUGUCUUUCGAUCGACGGAGGACAUGGCUCCAUAUUUCCCACAGAAUAUCCCCGAUUCAUGGUCUCUGGGACAUCCACUCCCGCCCGACAAUCCGCAUGCGAUCAGCGCCUCCUUGCCAACAUGGAACGACGUCUACUGCUGGUCGAUGCGGAAAGGACCGGUCGUUCAGGCCGUGCAGACCGGAUAUCCGAGGAUGCGGAUCCAUAAAUACAUUGAGGAGCUAAACUGCGCUGUUCUGUCCCGGCUCCGAGCAUCUGCUGGCUCCAGAUGCCUGACAUUUCCGUCCCUGGCCUGCGCGAACCGAUUCUUGAAAUACCUGGCAUCCGAAACAAAUGCUCAUACUUCUCAAUCUACCGAGUUCGGCCUUGCCGGUGAUCUUCCAGAAACCAUAGACGCCUCCAAAGCGAUAUGGGCACCCUUCGUUGCAGUGAUUUACAGCGGGGAUGAAGACAACCAUGGGUUUCAUUUUUGGCGUCAAGGCGGCGAUGGAAUCACGAGCCGACACGCAUGUUACGCCCUCUCGCUGUUUGAUCACCUGGUUCCGACGAAGAAUACUGAGCCUUCGGCGACUUUGGACUCGGAAGUGGAUCUCCCAGAUAGAAGAGGCUCUGCGUUCGGCGAGAAUGAGAAGCGCGCCCUUCGCUCUUCUAUAGCGACGCUCGCCAGCUCGGAGAAGGGAGGCCGCAUUGCUGCAGAGGAUGUGCUCCUUUAUCCCUGCGGUAUGAACGCCAUCUAUUCUGUUUCCAGAGCACUACGGCGGAUGAGUAAGGAUGAUUGCGACGCGGUUGCAAUCUAUGGCUUUCCAUAUGCUGAAACGGUGCCUGCCAUCAGCAUGUGUGGAUGGCAGACCCUAACCCUGUAUGGCCACGGUACUGCUAAGGAAUUGCAGGAUUUCGAGGCGAGUUUGGCGAAAGGACAUCGCAUAAGCGGUCUUUUCUGCGAGCUCCCGACCAAUCCCCAGCUCGAAUCGCCGAAUCUUUCCAAGCUCCGCGAACUCGCAGACCGGCAUCAGUUCCCCAUAGUUUGCGACGAGACAGUAGGAACAUUCGUGAAUAUCGACGUUCUUCCGUUCGCCGAUGUCGUAAUGACCAGCCUGACCAAAUUGUUCAGCGGAGGAUCCGAUGUAAUGGGUGGAUCGCUUAUCAUCAAUCCUCGGUCCCCAUUCCGAGAAGCUCUUCGCGGCUCCUUGCUUGCUGAAUGGGAGGACAUUAUGUUCCCUGCCACUGCGAUAACCUUGCUUCGCAAUUCCGAAGAUUUCGUUAGCAGGGUCCGAAGGUGUACCGAGUCCGCCCAGGCCAUUGCAGAUUAUCUCAACCGCCACGAGGCCAUUGAUCGCGUAUAUCACCCGUCACUGAAUGCGACACGGCCGUUCUACGAUGAGUGUCGUCGAGCAGACGGUGGCUACAGCAAUCUGCUCAGCAUUGUCUUCCGAAAGCACAGCUCCGCGAUCAAGUUCUAUGACCAUCUGCACGUUCCCAAAGGUCCCAGCUUCGGUGCGAAUUUCACCCUCGCACUUCCAUAUGCUCAAUUAGCACACCCGUUCGAGCUCAAAUGGGCGGCGAGUUAUGGUGUUCCGCCACAUCUAAUUCGAAUAAGUAUUGGCCUCGAAGGUAAACAGCAGUUGCUAAAAGCGAUUAGAAGUGCUCUAGAGAUUUGUUCGUCACCUCCAAUCUGACCUGAUCUGUAUCACGCGUGGACCUGGAUACCCCGCAUUAUAUGCGU